AUGCCCUAAAAAAACCCCAAAACAAAAGCAACGCCUACCUCCUUGAAAACCCUGCCAAAACCCUCAUCAUCAUCAAUUAUCAAUGGGGUUCAAGAAAGAUAGCAGCAGCAAGAAAAGAAAGACACCCACAAAAGGCGGCGGAGAUGGAGGCAAAUUCAGUCCAAAGAAGAAACUAAAAACACCACCCACUUCAUCAGACACAACAACACAACAACUAAAAAACAAACCUUUUAAAAAACCAUUUAGUAAAACUGUUGGUGGUGAUGGUGGUGGUUUUGGUAAGCCGAAGUUUAAUAAUAAACAAGAUGUAGCUCAUGAUGCCCCGAAAACUAAAAAAGAACUUCGUAUUCAAGCCAAGGAGCUUGCUGAAGCUAGGAAGAAAAAGAGGAGGCCUCAUUAUACACUUGAGCAAGAGCUUGCUUCACUAUGGGAAAAGAUGAGGCGCCGCAAUAUUGCAAAAGAAGAUAGAUCAAAGUUGGUGAGCGAGGGUUUAAAGAAGAUGAAAGGCAAAAUUCCUGAAAUUGCAGGCUCCCAUGUUUCUUGUCGUGUACUUCAGACAUGUGCCAAGUAUUGUUCACAAGAUGAAAGGAAUGCCGUUUAUGCGGAACUUCGGCCACACUUUCUCAGCCUUGCUUGCAACACCUAUGCAGUGCAUCUAAUUACAAAGCUGUUGGAUAAUGCCUCAAAGGAACAACUGGCGGACUUUAUUUCUUCUCUGCGUGGGCAUGUUGCUCCUCUUUUACGCCAUAUGGUUGGUUCAGUUGUUGCUGAACAUGCUUAUCAAUUGGGAAAUGCUACUCAAAAACAAUCUCUUCUCAUGGAAUUAUAUUCUACCGAGCUUCAGUUAUUUAAAGAUCUAGCUUUAGUGAAAGAACGCAGGAUAGUGGAUAUAAUUUCCAAGCUGAAUUUGCAAAAAUCAGCUGUAGUGAGGCAUAUGUCUGCUGUGCUUCAACCAAUUCUGGAGAAAGGGAUAGUAGAUCACUCUAUCUUACACAAGACAAUUGUAGAGUACUUUACAAUUGCUGACAAGACCUCUGCUGCAGAUGUUAUUCAACAUUUAGCAAGUGCACUUCUUGUGAGGAUGAUUCAUACAAAGGAUGGAUCCAAGAUUGGGAUUCUCUGCGUCAAGCAUGGCAGUGCUCAGGAAAGAAAGAAAAUCACUAAAGGAAUGAAGGGUCACGUCAGUAAGAUAGCUUUAGAUAGAUUUGGCAGCAUGGUGCUUACAUGUAUUCUAUCAGUUGUUGAUGAUACACAAUUAGUUAAAAAGAUUAUCAUUCGUGAACUCCAAGCAGUACUGAAGGAGCUGAUUUUAGAUAAGAAUGGAAGGCACCCUUUAUUGCAACUUCUUCAUCCAAAUUGCUCGCGUUAUCUCAGUCCAGAUGAUUUAUCUUUGUUGGAUUCGUCUAUACCUUCAUUAGUUGUCAAGAGCGAAUCAGAACUCGAAACCAAAGUAAAAUCUUCAGAGGCUGAAGGUGAUGAAGACAUGAGUGAUACGGAGGCUUUGGGUGGAUCAGGACCCAAUGCUGAAGUCAAAUCCCCGGGGGCUGAAGGUGAUGAAGACAUGAGUGAUGCAAAUGAAAAUGUAAAAUCUAUAGCGGGUGGGAAAAAAGAUCCCAUUUUAAGAAGAAGAGAGUUGUUGGUUGAUAGUGGACUUGCCGAGAGUCUCAUUGAUGCAUGUUCUGAGAGUGUGGAAGAGUUACUUAGAUCAAAUUUUGGAAAAGAGGUCUUGUUUGAGGUUGCUUCAGGGGGCGCAGACGGCAUUCUCCACCCACAUUUGGAUGAAAAGUUAAAAUCGUUACAUGAAGCUAUAGCAUCUAAGGUGGCAAUCCCUAAAUCAGAAGGACAGGAAGAGGAGCAUCUUCUGGAGAACUUCCAUUCUAGCAGAACAAUCAGAAAAUUAAUACUAGAAUGUCCAUCUUUCGCAACCAUUUUGUGGGAGAAAGUUUUCAAGGGGAAAUGCAAGACUUGGGCCCAAGGUCACAGUGCGAAGGUAGUUUGUGCAUACUUGGAAACUUCAGAUCCAAAGGUGCUAAAACUGACUAAGAAAGAACUGAAGCCCUUGCUAGACAAAGGUGUGCUUAAAUUACCGGAGCAAAGUCAAACAAAAAAAGCUGACUAAACAACAGACCCAGAUGAGCCCAGAACUAAAUUUUAUCCAAACUAUGUGCAUUACUCGAUGAGUAAAACACAAGAGUAUUGUAGUUCACUUUAGAAUUCAAAUACCGUUUUGUCUACAAAUUUGUAACUCAAAAUUUUGUUUUAUAUCACUAUUUUGUUAAAAACUUGUUUUGCAUAUUAAGAGUAUACGGUCUCUUUUGGAUGGC
Erigeron canadensis is the source of this 2324-nucleotide messenger RNA. RefSeq names its product pumilio homolog 24. Gene Ontology annotation, molecular function: mRNA binding. The transcript is spliced from 18 exons. The record is from RefSeq and is a predicted model, not a curated record. Gene Ontology annotation, cellular component: nucleolus. Gene Ontology annotation, biological process: regulation of translation. The coding region runs from base 83 to 2119 and encodes 678 amino acids. NCBI's taxonomy places the organism in Eukaryota, Viridiplantae, Streptophyta, Magnoliopsida, Asterales, Asteraceae.